CAUGUUGAAAGCAUGAAUGCUCACUCUGAAAACAGAAAAUAAAAACAGUCUCAUGUUUCGGACAGUUCAGCUCACGUUUACAGCAUGGACGAACAAAUUACUGGUGGAUAUAGUGAGCCAUGCGGACAGUGCGCUGCUGUGGACUGGGGAGUGUCAGACGAGGGUCAGUUCUUCUGUAAGAGCUGCCACAAUGUCAUCGAGAAAAUAAGGGAGGUAGAGGAUGUUACCAGCCUUCAUCAUAAGCAAGGCAGGAUCUCAAUGAUCAGGAAACCCAAGAAGAAAAAAGAUGAUGCCGAAAGGGAGUGGAUGGUCUGUGAGGGAUUUCAGUUCAUCCUCAAGCACCAGGCCAAGGCUUUGGUCAGUCUAGGUGUUUGUAUGAAGUUUGAGACAGAAGUUCUGUGGAAUUUCUGGAAGAGGUACCUGCAGAACACAAGGCAAGCUUUUACCGAAAAUCCAGUGUCCACUGCGAGUUUUAAAGUGUUCAUGAAGUCCCAGAGUGGCUCAGAGUCUGACACCCAGAGCCAGCAGUCAUGCUACAGUGAGGCUUCUUCAGACACAGAGAUGUCUGCCUCAGGUUUAUCUGUUGAUGGAAGAUCCGCUGUAAGUUCGGAGUCCCUACAUUCUUCAUCCCAAAGUGGGAGGAGAAAAAAAGUAUCCAAUCUUAUGUCCAUGCCACGCACACUGGCCAUGUGCUAUUUGGCUCUGCUGUGGGUUCGAGAAGCCAUCACUCUGACUGACUUACUGAGGAUGGUCGCAGAAGGCCAUAUUCCUUACUUGCACCUUCACGAAACAUUUCCAGCAGAGAUGAGAAUGUUCGGGAAAGAUGUCCAAAUCUUUCGGGUUCUGUACUUUCCAUCAUAUUCGUUCAUCAGAAAAGAAGCUUUGAUUCUGGCAAAGAUCAUGAAGUUGCCGUCCUUCCCAACAAUUUCUCAGGAUUGCCUUUUCCACCCAGUUCCACUCACUGUCCGCUAUCUGCUAGAGGCUAACCUUCCAGAUGCUCUUCAUGUUUGGGUCCAGAAGGUUAUAACUGGGGCUGGUAUGGAUAGCGAGUCCUUUCUGACCUUUGACCCCACUAAUAGGAAGCCUCAUCUCUUGAGUUAUGAUAUUCAGGCAGUAGCUGUCAUUAUUGUGGCCAUGAAGCUCCUUUUCAAGUUGGAUGAUCAUGUGGAAUGGAAAUUAUCUAAUGAAGCAGCCAAGAAGAAGAAGAAUAAUGUCUUCAGGUUAGAAAGAUGGUUUAACAUUGUACAACCUGUCUUAGAGCAAGCCAGACUCAAGGAAGAACAAGAAGAAGCUCGGCGGCAGUGGAAUUUCGCUAACCCUUUCAUCACAGAUUUAAAGCGCAAGUCCCUGGUUCUCAAAAAGAGGCGUGUGACUGAUCAUUUGCAGCAGAGAUUUCAGAAGUUUGCAGAUCCUGCACCAGAACAGUCGACGUCCACCACAAACUCUCACACCAGCUUCCGCUUCAGCUGGGGAGAAGAGGAGGGUUCAGAUGGACCCAGUAUGUUUAAUCAGCAUUUAACCUCUACUGUUAAGGAAAAAGCGGUCAGUGGCCUGGCCAACCAAAAAUACUGGCAUCCUGAACUGAGGAUGUGCCAAGAAAAUAAAUGUACGAGUCAUUUCUCAAAAUUUGAGCCCAGUUUACCUCGGAUGUACGUGUGGGUGCUUGAUCUCUUCUCGUACAUUCUGGGGAUCCAUCAGUCUGACGUUUACGAAGAGGUCCUCAACGUUGAACGACGCUUCUUAAAGCAAAAUUAUCAGCUCGAUAGUCGCUUGACUUCUUAUCGAAAAAAGAAAAAAGGUCCAAUUCUGUAAAUCAUGCUGUUGGACAGAAUAUCACAGACACAUAAUGAAAUCAGCAUACCAGCUUUCCAGAUUCCUUUUCCUCUCUCAGCAGCAGGAAGACUGGUCAGACUUUCACAGUAGUGCCUUGUCGUUUUCAGUUGUGCCUUGCAGAGUUCUGUGAGACCGCGAAUUAACAGUAUUUGUUGCCUUAUAAAAAGGUUGUUUUGCCUUUUAUGCAUGGUGUUGUUUUGAUUAAAGAAAUGCAACUUACAUUGGUUGUAGAUCCUCAAAUGAACCAACAGGGGGAGUGAUAAACCUUA
Molecule: messenger RNA, 2102 nt
Organism: Danio aesculapii
Lineage: Eukaryota; Metazoa; Chordata; Actinopteri; Cypriniformes; Danionidae
Gene: taf1b
Product: TATA box binding protein (Tbp)-associated factor, RNA polymerase I, B
Exons: 15
Coding region: 85-1812 (575 amino acids)
Biological process (GO): RNA polymerase I preinitiation complex assembly; nucleolar large rRNA transcription by RNA polymerase I
Cellular component (GO): RNA polymerase transcription factor SL1 complex; RNA polymerase I core factor complex
Molecular function (GO): RNA polymerase I core promoter sequence-specific DNA binding
Source: RefSeq, a predicted model, not a curated record